AUGGCAAAUCCCUCAAGUCUCCUCUCUGAAGCCCGUUACCUUCGCGAGGGAGUUGUCUUUGAAGACUUCGUACAGUGGGCUGAUCGUGUCUGCCAUGAUCCCGACAAUUGGAAGUAUGACUUGCGUGCUGUCAAAAUGUUUCAACACAUUAAACAAAGCCACCCAGACAUCAAAGCCCCAGGUUUGUUUUUCAGGGCAGAACGCCCUGUCUUAUAUUCAGAGUGGGUUAGUGGCGAACCGCUGGCGGUUUGGAAUUCCCAGAUCCCUCUUAACAAACGUCAAAGGCUCCUCGAGGACCUUGCAGAGUUCUUACUGCAAUUAUGGACCACCGCAGCCCCUCACCCUAAUUUUAUGCCAGAGUCAAAGCCCCAGUAUUCAGCUUGGCUUACGGAAAGCCUAGACCGAGGUCUCCGAAGAACUCUCACUGGAACUGCUAGAUGGGGCGAUGCUAUCGAGUAUCUGAUCAUGAGGUCAAUGAUCCCAGAAUAUGCAGAGCCCGUCGAGCAUGCAGCUAGUGUGUCUGUGAAGACCGACGAAGAGCUCAAAUAUAUUCUCCACAACAUCCCCGAAGCCCCCUUCAACCUGGAAGGGGCCGACGUUAUCCUUAUUGAUGACGAAGAGUACCUCGACGAGUUGAAGUAUGAGGACGCCGCCGGUUAUAAUAUCGAAAUCGAGGAUGACCUGCCGGAACAAGAUUAUAAGGAGGCAGAUUAUCUCGAGAAAGGGGGCUUCAUCUCGGACAAGGCUCGGUAUCAGGCUGCCAGUAUCGCUUCGGAGGAGGAUCACGAGGUUCUCUGA
This is a messenger RNA of Aspergillus bombycis, 798 nucleotides long. RefSeq lists its product as uncharacterized. Bases 1 to 798 code for a protein of 265 amino acids. The record is from RefSeq and is a predicted model, not a curated record. The transcript is spliced from 3 exons. NCBI's taxonomy places the organism in Eukaryota, Fungi, Ascomycota, Eurotiomycetes, Eurotiales, Aspergillaceae.